CGAAGGUAAAGUUACGUUUUACGAUGCAAUAUGUAUACAAAAUGAAGAAAAUAGACUUUAAAAAAGUCUGCAGAAAUUUUUUAAAAAAAUUUUCAGUCGACCAUUAUUCAAGUUACUUGUUUAAAAUUACUUACACUAACUUUUGAGCAUCGAAAGUUAUCUUUCAAUGGUGGACAACUCUUGCAACACCUGCACUUUGGUUGGUAUGGGGCUGAAUCUGGACCACACAAAAUCUGCGGGCAAAUUAUAUCCUUACAAUCUUCCUUGGUCAAACAAACGUCUUUGGACACGCAUUUGGGACAGCAUUUAUUUUUUUCGAUUAAAUAAAUUUCAUUUUCACUACACUCCUUGCACGUAGCAGGAUCGCAUGGGUUUUCGCUCGACGUUUCCGCUUCGCAAUUAAUAAUUACGAACGCGGCGAAUAAUACAAUUAAAACUUUCAUGGUGGUUUAAUCUUGA
Phyllotreta striolata is the source of this 459-nucleotide messenger RNA. NCBI's taxonomy places the organism in Eukaryota, Metazoa, Arthropoda, Insecta, Coleoptera, Chrysomelidae. The record is from the annotation of a GenBank genome assembly.